Betta splendens (Siamese fighting fish) is the source of this 3017-nucleotide messenger RNA. It is a transcript of the gene pms2, whose product is annotated as PMS1 homolog 2, mismatch repair system component. The transcript is spliced from 15 exons. The record is from RefSeq and is a predicted model, not a curated record. Gene Ontology annotation, cellular component: MutLalpha complex. Gene Ontology annotation, biological process: mismatch repair. Gene Ontology annotation, molecular function: ATP binding; ATP-dependent DNA damage sensor activity; mismatched DNA binding. The coding region runs from base 177 to 2762 and encodes 861 amino acids. NCBI's taxonomy places the organism in Eukaryota, Metazoa, Chordata, Actinopteri, Anabantiformes, Osphronemidae.
UCGAAGUUAUUGCGUACUUCGCGCGCCAGAGCUUCUCUUCUCUAGUUUUCAAUGUGAUGUGGUUCUUUUCAUACCAAUGCCUUAGAUAUUUGGCUAUGAUUGCAUUUAUAACUGCAUUUUAGUUAGCGACCUUUCUCCUCUCUGGCACAGAAUUGUAUUGAUUCAUUGCCUUCAUUAUGACUGAUAUAUGCACCUCUGAUCCUGCAGGAGCAAUUAAGGCCAUUGACAAGGAUUCAGUGCAUCAAAUCUGCUCAGGACAAGUGGUGCUGACUUUAGCUACUGCUGUCAAAGAACUGGUGGAAAACAGCAUUGAUGCCGGAGCCACUAAUAUAGAUAUAAAGCUAAAGGACUUUGGAGCUGGACUAGUGGAAGUGUCAGACAAUGGCAAAGGUGUAGAAGAAGCCAACUUUGAAGGACUGACACUGAAGCAUCACACAUCAAAGCUAACAGAUUUCUCAGAUCUCAUCCAUGUGGAAACAUUUGGUUUUAGAGGCGAAGCUCUUAGUUCUUUAUGUGCACUGAGUGACCUGAGUGUGGUUACCUGCCACAAGUCCAGUCAGGUGGGUACCAAACUAGUGUUUGAUUGCAAAGGUCACCUAGUCCAGCGGUCACCUCAUCCUCGUCAGCAAGGCACCACGGUCAGCCUGCAGCAGCUCUUCUACACGUUACCUGUUCGACACAAAGAGUUCCAGCGCAAUAUAAAGAAGGAGUACAACAAAUUGCUGCAUGUCUUGCAGUCCUACUGUAUCAUCUCUACAGGAGUGCGUAUUACCUGUUCUAACCAAAAUGGUCAGGGAAAGCGCAGCACAAUCCUCAGCACCAGCGGUAGCCAGAAUAUGAGAGAUAACAUAGGAGCUUUAUUUGGACCUAAACAGCUACAAAGUCUUCUGCCGUUUCAACAGCUAUUGCCAACGAAAAAUAUUACUGAAGAAUAUGGUCUUGUGGAUGCCGAGCUUCACAAAGAGCUUUUUACUAUCACAGGGUUUGUGUCUCAAGGAGACCAUGGUGUUGGAAGAAGUGCCACAGACAGACAGUUCUUUUUUAUUAACAAUCGUCCAUGUGAUCCUCAUAAGGUGACCAAACUUGUAAAUGAAGUGUAUCAUAUGUAUAACAGACAUCAGUAUCCAUUUGCUGCCUUGAACAUAGCUGUCGUCUCAGAGUGUGUGGAUGUAAACGUAACCCCAGAUAAACGGCAGAUUUUACUUCAAGAAGAGAAACUCCUACUCGCUAUUCUCAAGACCUCUCUCAUCAACAUGUAUGAAGCUGGAGUUAAUAAGAUCACCCUCAACUCUGCAGCCAUUCCCAGGACCAACACAUCCUCUGCAUCUGAGCUGCACAAGGUCUCUUCAUCUAAUGAGAAUGAACAUGGACAGGAUGUGCAAUCAAUAACUCAAAGACCAAAGUCAUGUUUGAACCUGGUUGGACUAAAAGCUGCUUUUUCCAGUUAUCGCAGUUCCACUUGUGGCAACAAAGCAGAAGUGAAACCUGCCAACAGCGACUCAUCACAGAAAACACUGCAGCAAUUUUUUAAGAGUUCUGUAACCCCUUCUACUUGCAAUGCAAGUGGAAAUGUUUCAGUGAAAUCCACAAGGGAUUUAGGCAAAUGUUCUUUAGUAGGAAAUUCUGUGCAAGGCAGCUUCAGUUAUGGAAAAAUGUGUAGUGGUGCAGAUGAUGAAAAAGACAUUGCUACAUCAAGUGAGUUCACAGCAGGAGCAGGAAAUUAUUCUUCUGGUAUGGAGCUCAGUUCUCAUGAACUAAUGAUUAACUACCCAAGUGUACAAAAUGAAAUUUUUGAAGGAUCAUCUGAAAGUACUCACGCAGUUUCUGGAAACCCAGAUACAGAGAUACAGAAAGAGCCAUGCACCUCUAGGGAGGAUGACACUCUCAGUAGUGAUGCUAAAAGGUCUAGAAAGGAGGAUCAACAUUUCUCUGCACGGUGUAAACCAAAUACCCUUUCAGAUAGUUCUGAGAAAUCAUUUUCCACUAUAGUGGAUGCUCCAGCCUGCUUACGAAAGAGGAUAGUUCAUCUCAAGUUUUCUCUACAUGAGCUUGCGGAGAAGAUGAGGCAGUUACAAGAUCAACACAAGGAAACCACUGGUGAGAAGCUAUGCUAUCGUCGGUUUAGGGCCAAAAUCAAUACUGGAGAGAACCAAAGUGCAGAGGAAGAGCUUAAGAAGGAAAUCAGUAAAGAAAUGUUCAAAGAGAUGGAGAUUAUUGGUCAGUUUAACCUGGGCUUCAUUAUCACCAAACUUUUCUCAGACAUCUUCAUGAUUGACCAGCAUGCUACAGAUGAGAAAUACAACUUUGAGAUGCUCCAGCAGCACACUGUGCUUCAAGGACAAAAACUCAUAGUCCCUCAGAAACUUGACCUGAACAUGGUCAGUGAGAAUAUACUCAUAGAGAACAUAGACAUUUUCAGGAAGAAUGGCUUCGAAUUUCAGAUUGAAGAGGAUGCUCCAGUGAGGGUCAGGCUUGUGUCAUUGCCCACAAGUAAGAAUUGGACAUUUGGUGUAGCUGACAUUGAGGAAUUGAUCUUCAUGCUGAGUGACAGCCCAGGAGUUAUGUGCCGCCCAUCCAGAGUCAGGCAGAUGUUUGCCUCAAGGGCUUGUCGAAAAUCUGUAAUGAUUGGCACUGCUUUGAGUGGUAGUGAAAUGAAGAAGCUGGUGAAUCAUAUGGGAGAAAUUGAGCAUCCAUGGAACUGUCCUCAUGGCAGACCUACGAUGAGACAUCUCGUCAACUUGGACGUCGUCUCACAACACUGAGCAAGUCAAAGAAACAACUUUAAAUCCCUAUUUAGAGUUGUUUUAUCUGGUAAAUAUGAACACAUAGGCAAUGCAAUUAAUAUUGAAUUCAAACUGUAUAUUGUUGCUGCAAAUCCUUGGUAUGUUCAUUUUUUUAUUGAUUACUUUUAAUGGUUGUCUUAAUAAAAAACAUUACUGAUUUUAUUUCUACUUUGCAUCUCAGGUUUGUUUACACUUUAAGAUUUGUUUUUAUGAGAAAUAAACUGGAUACAUAUA